Molecule: messenger RNA, 1287 nt
Organism: Sarcophilus harrisii (Tasmanian devil)
Lineage: Eukaryota; Metazoa; Chordata; Mammalia; Dasyuromorphia; Dasyuridae
Exons: 6
Source: RefSeq, a predicted model, not a curated record
AUGGGAGCAGCGGGGGGAGGGCUCCGGGAGGCGCGGGGCGGGCUCGGGGCUGCGCGCUCGCCCGGGGAGCAGGAGGAGGAGACGCGGGAGGAGGAGGCAGAGAAAGAGGUGGAGCGGCCGCCACAGGCGUCCAGUGCGCCUUCUCGGCGCCUCGGGGAAGAAGCGAAUAAUCCUGGGGGGCCUCGGAGAAGAGCCGUGGCUGGGCAGGAGGCGCUGCCGCUGCUGGUUUUGUGGAGCCGCUCAGUUAUCCGUGUAGCCACUGGCUGCGCCCCAGCGCUGCGCUCUUCUCCGACCCGCCGCCCAGUGCUGCGCUUGGUCUCCCCUCCCCCGUCUUUUCCUCCCCAGGCUCUUCUUUUGUUGUCAAGUUCCUUUGAUAAAUGGUUGUGCUGUAGAGCUGAGAGAGGAGAAGGAAGAGGAAAAUAACAUACAAAAAAGACAAGAAUGGGGCGCGCUGAUUCACCUAUCAUUUUGGAAGGAAUUAGGAAGAGAGUUCUGAAGUCUAGUGCACCUAGCAAAAAAGGCCGAAGUGCCCGGCGAGCUGGAAACCCUGGCCCAGAGCGCCCAAAAAAUCCCGGACCGGCGCCUCUCCCCACCCCCACCCCCACCUCCACCCCCACCCUCACCCUUCGCUUCCUCCUGGGAGGAGGAGGAAGAGGAAGAUGGAGGAAACCCAUAACCGAGCAACCCAUUCCCGAGUCAGUUUGUCCAGCCCUGGCGAUGUUUUUGGAUCUGAGAAUUAAACUAUUGUUUUACUGUUCAGUCGGCAGUACUGGGUUCUAGCAUUUUCUUCAAACACCAGCACAAACUCGACCUGCUCGUUUGUCAACUUUCUCAGUCCCUAAUCCAAAUAUGCUGGAAACCCCUGACCCCAAGACUUGGUCACUGCUCACUCUUAUAAGCCUUGUCAAAAACUCUCUUUACCUGAGAGCAAGAACAGGCAGUCGUGCUCAGGACGCGGGGCUCAGAAUUUCUCAGUCGGCAGAGCAGGGCAGAGCACACCGGCUCAGCCUCAGGCUUCGAGGGAGGCGGGACAAGGAUUGCUCGGCAGUUUUUCAUCCGUGCCAGUGAAAAGGAAAUCAAGCCCUGACCUCCCCAGUGGAAAAAAAUAAAAACAGAAAUCAACAAUAGCAAAGCCCCCUCUGGAUUUUCAGACCCUGAUCCUGCCUUCUCAUCUUCGUAAGUUUCCAGCCGAGUUUGGGAAAGAGCUUUUUAAAGAAACAACGUUGGCACGACAUAGGGGGCCGGGGCAGGAAGAGAGAUAUCCGCGGGGAGUGUGUGAUAGGAGUG